Arabidopsis arenosa is the source of this 1053-nucleotide messenger RNA. NCBI's taxonomy places the organism in Eukaryota, Viridiplantae, Streptophyta, Magnoliopsida, Brassicales, Brassicaceae. The record is from the annotation of a GenBank genome assembly.
AUUAAAUUCUCUGUCUCCAGAUUCUUCUUCUUCUUCUUCCUCUAGAAAUAUCUCACUCUCUUCGUGUUUGUUUUUCCUCAACAAUGGCGGCUUCUUCUACUUUCUCUUCACUACUAACUUCACCACCAGCACUUCUUUCCGACCACCGCUCUCCUCCGCCGUCCGUCAGAUUCUCUUUUUCCUCCUUAACUGUUCCAAAAUCGUCUCGUUUGGGUUUUACUGUAUCAGAGAGGAGAAAUCUCGCUGCGAAUUCGUCUCUCGUUGAGGUAUCUAUCGGCGGCGACCGAGACCCACCACCAUCAUCUGGAUCGGGUGGAGACGACAAGGGAAUUGCAUUACUCAAACUCAAAUUACUUAGUGUAGUUUCGGGAUUAAACAGAGGACUUGUGGCGAGUGUAGAGGAUUUACAAAGAGCUGAAGUGGCUGCUAAAGAACUUGAAACCGCUGGUGGACCGGUUGAUUUAACCAACGAUCUUGACAAGCUUCAAGGGAAAUGGAGGCUGUUGUAUAGCAGCGCGUUCUCGUCUCGGUCUUUAGGUGGUAGCCGUCCUGGACUACCCACUGGACGUUUGAUUCCUGUAACUCUUGGCCAGGUGUUUCAACGGAUUGAUGUGUUUAGCAAAGAUUUCGAUAACAUAGCAGAGGUGGAAUUAGGAGCUCCUUGGCCAUUUCCGCCACUAGAAGCCACCGCGACAUUGGCUCACAAAUUUGAACUCUUAGGCACUUGCAAGAUCAAGAUAACAUUUGAGAAAACAACUGUGAAGACAUCAGGAAACUUAUCGCAAAUUCCUCCGUUUGAUAUCCCAAAGCUUCCCGACAGUUUCCGGCCAUCGUCAAACCCUGGAACUGGGGAUUUCGAAGUCACCUAUGUUGAUGAUAACUUGCGCAUAACUCGCGGGGACAGAGGUGAACUUAGGGUAUUCGUCAUUGCUUAAUUCUCAAGCUUUGACAUGUAAAAAGAUAAAAUAAAUACUUUCUGCUUGUUGCAGCCUCAUGAGUUUUGUACAAAUCAUGUGAACAGGUGAAUCAUAUGAAUAAAUUGCAUGACUUAGA